Messenger RNA from Didymodactylos carnosus, 1134 nucleotides. The record is from the annotation of a GenBank genome assembly. Lineage: Eukaryota; Metazoa; Rotifera; Eurotatoria; Philodinida; Philodinidae.
AUGUCUACCCCCGCAUCUACUCCAUCCACUCCAAUGCUUCCCUGUACUCAAGACUUCCAGUGGUGUCGGACAUCAACUACAGAAUUGUCCUCUGGUGACCAAGAGCAAUCGCAGAAAUAUUCCGAUAUUGAAAAUGAAAUCAUUGAAAAUGGUUACAAUGGAAAGAAAACGGAAGUAGAAAUUGAUGGAGGCUAUGUAAUCGAUUUACAUCGAAAACUUCAGUACAAAAAGGAUGAUCCUUCCCAACAACAUCGAAUCGAACGUUUUCAACUAUCCAGAGAUCGCAGAAAUGUUCAUUUGCGUACAGAAAGGUUUGGAUCACCCGUAACACUCGGCGCCCCAACAUCUUCAUCUCAACAAUCAAACAACAUGAAAGAUAUUGCUUACGUUAUGAAGCACGGUUCGUUUCCAUCUGUUUAUUUUUUUCAGGCGGUAUACCACAAGGAUAAAAAAGUUGCUGACAUUGUUGAAGAAGCCGCUCAAGGAAUUGUGAAAGAAGGAAAGGCUCAGGAAAAACUUCAUGAAGCACAAUGGCUAUCUCAACAGCUAUUGGCAGUCAAACAUUUUGGUGACAACGUCCCAGCAAAAUUUACUGAGAAUCCAUGUAAAAUCACUGAAACAUGUAUUUAUCUUUUUACAAAAAACUCAUUUUGGUAUGAAUUAUUUAACCGUACUCUACGUGAAGCAACUGCUAUUACUCCUGAGCGAAUAGAAACCGUAGGACCGUUCGCUCUGUUACUCCACACUCAUCUGUUUAAGGAUCAUCCACGCGACACUGAAACAGUCUAUCGUGGUUUAGGACUCAACGAUGAACAACGAAAAGAAUACAUGAAAACAAAAAUAGUAUUUACCGCAUUCACUUCCACCAGCAGAAACCGCACAGCAGCAGAAAUGUUUGGCAAUACUCUCCUAAUUAUGAAUCUAAAAGAUGAUCAUAUGUCAAAACGUGAUCAAUGUGGUGCAAACAUUUCUCAUCUGUCGCACUUUCCAGACGAAGAAGAGUUUUUAAUAUGGCCAGGAAGAAUAUUCCAUUUUACGGGUUAUGAAUAUGACGAUCGCAAUAGUAAACAUGUUAUUUAUUUAUCGUGGUCAAACUCAGAUGAUUUAUUCAACCUUCAGAGUGAUUAUGUUUGA